Rhinolophus ferrumequinum (greater horseshoe bat) is the source of this 3106-nucleotide messenger RNA. It is a transcript of the gene ZNF500, whose product is annotated as zinc finger protein 500. Gene Ontology annotation, biological process: regulation of transcription by RNA polymerase II. Gene Ontology annotation, molecular function: DNA-binding transcription factor activity, RNA polymerase II-specific; RNA polymerase II cis-regulatory region sequence-specific DNA binding. The transcript is spliced from 4 exons. Bases 367 to 1641 code for a protein of 424 amino acids. Lineage: Eukaryota; Metazoa; Chordata; Mammalia; Chiroptera; Rhinolophidae. The record is from RefSeq and is a predicted model, not a curated record.
UCCCACACUCUUAGCCGUUCAGUCAGGGGUUCUGUACUACGUGACACAAAAUGCAUCUCGGGGGCCCGCCUACGUGGCCUCAUACCCACCGACAGCCCGCUCAGCCAAUGGCCUGCCUGGACCCGUCUGCGGCCUGCGGCCUGGGGUCCUCUGCCUUCUGACCAGCGUCCGGGUCCAGCCAGCCCGCCGAAGCCCCUGCGCCCGCGGUCACGCUGUCGUCCCGGCCGGCGGUCCCGGGUGCGCCCGGAGCAUCCCAGGGCCCGCAGCGCUACGGAUCCCUGGAAAACUUCUGUGUCUGGCCAGGGGUAUAAGGAAAGACAGAGUUGACCCCUACGGUCUGAGAAGGAACAAGGCCCACCUGGAACAAUGGCAGCCGCCCAGGGCCUCCAGCCCCCAGCACCCUUGGAGCAGGAUGAGAUCCUGAUUGUGAAGGUGGAGAAGGAUUUCCACUGGGAAGAGGAACCCUCCCUGGAGGCAGAAAACCCCAGCCCUGAGACCUGCCGCCAGCGCUUCCGUCUCUUCUGCUACCAGGAGGUGGCUGGACCCCGGGAGGCCCUGAGCCGGCUCCGGGAGCUCUGCUGCCACUGGCUGCGGCCUGAGCUGCGCACCAAGGAGCAGAUCCUGGAGCUGCUGGUGCUGGAGCAGUUCCUGAGCGUGCUGCCCGGGGAGAUGCAGGCCCGGGUGCGGGAGCGGCAGCCGGAGAGCGGUGAGGAGGCCGUGGUCCUCGUGGAAGGGCUGCAGCGGGAGCCCAGGAAACAGAGGGGCCCCGAGAUGCUCUCUGAUGACGCAGUGCCCCACCGGACGGGGGGACAGUCUUUGAAAUGCCAGGCAGAGGCCCAGCCGGAGCUGCUGUCCCUAGAGGAAGGGGCUCGGUGCUCCAGGCAGCAGCCCCCAGCCCAGCUGAGCCACAGACCCAAGAGAGGACCCCCGCUCUGGCCAAAGAGAGGCCUUGGGAUGCAGUUUGAGGAUGGAGAGGACACGAGGGAGGACCCACCCACGAGAACAGAGUGGGACCGAGUGCUGUCGGCGCAAUCCAGGGGGCCCGGACCCCCCAUCACACGUCAGGGGCAGGCCCCAGUCAGGGGCUUGACCAGGCCCAAGUGGCCUCUGGAAAGAGGGGGUCCUCGAAGGGUGGCAAAGCCGCACAUGUGCCCUGAAUGUGGCAAAGGCUUUAGCAAAAAGUCCCACUUGACCAAGCACCAGCGCACACACACCGGGGAGCGGCCGUACCAGUGUCUGGUGUGCGGGAAGGGCUUCAGCGACCGCUCCAACUUCGGCGCCCACCAGCGGAUCCACACGGGCGAGAAGCCUUACCGCUGUGCCGAGUGUGGGAAGCGCUUCAGCCAGAGCUCCAGCCUGGUCACCCACCGCCGCGUGCACACGGGGGAGCGGCCCUACGAGUGUGCCGAGUGCGGGAAGCGCUUCAGCAACAGCUCGCACUUAAGCACCCACCGCAGGACGCACACGGGAGAGAGGCCCUACACGUGCCCCGCCUGUGGCCGGGGCUUCCGUCAGGGCACUGACCUCCACAGACACCAGCGGACCCAUAGUGGGGAGAAGUGCCCGCUGAGCCAUGCCACCGGGGUGCAGCCGCCUCCCAGACCCUCGAGGCUCCAGGAGGCCCCCGAGGCCAAAGCCUGACCACCAUGCAUGGAAGUCAGUCACAGUUCAUGAAGCUGCCCGAGCCGUUUCUGUUCCAGAACCAGUAACCCUGAUCUUCAGGCAUCUUCAGACCGACUCCGUUUGCUCCCCUGGGCCCAGGGUGAGGAUACGGCAAUGGACAUUUCGGGUGGAGUGCUGGGCACCCAGCAGGUGUAUUAGGGUCCUGGGGCUGCUGUAUAACUGACAACCACUGGGCGGCUUAACAACAGGAAUUCUUUCAGUUCUGGAGACCACAAGUCCAAAAUCAAGGUGUGUGCAGCGCGGUUCCUUCUGGAAGUUCUAACAGAGAACCAUCCUGUGCCUCUUCCAGCUUCUGGUGUUGUCAGAAGUCCUUGCUCUUGGGCUUGUGGCAGCAUCACUCCUGUCUCUGCCUCUGUUGUCACAUGGCCAUCUCCUGUGUCCUCUCCUCUUGUAAGGACAGUCAUUCGAUUUAAGGACCCUCCCCCCCCAGAAUGACCUAGUUACUAAUUACAUCUGCAAUGACCCUAUUUCCAAACAAGGUUACGUUCUGAGGUGAAUUUGGGGCACACUCUUCAACCACUGCAGGGGAAACAGCAGCCUGUGGCAUUCGGUACCCCAGCUUUCCCCUGCAACCUUGCCACACUUUCAAAAUGGAGCCUGUGGGGGCUUUUCCUAUAUUCCAGUGGUGUCAGCAAGGACAUGGGGUUACCUUCGGAGAUCCACAGCAGUUCUGUAGGACGCAUGCCUGGUGUGAGAUUGCUUUCCCGAGACUCCUGCGCUCCCCAACCUAUAAGGAAGCCUGGGGAUUUGACUGCCCUCUUCCCAGGGCAGGGGUCCAGGCUGCCUCUGCUCCAGCCCCAGGGGACCAUGUUCCAGGCCACAGGCCAGCCUUGGUGGCCCCCACUGUAUUUUCUGAGGUGGAUGUGCCUCUGAUUUCUUCACAUCCAUGAUCUUCUGAGGGGUUGGGGGGAUAGGUAUAGAGUCUUUAUUCAGUUUGGUCAUCACUGGCGUCAGGAGGCAGCUGCUGAAACCACUGGAUUCCAGAACAUCCCAUCCAGAAGUGUGGCCGGUGUUCAUGGCUGGCCCGGUGGCUUUGGCCCUCAGGCCAGCUCCUGGCACUCCAUUCUGUUCUGUCACCCAAUCACUAUAUUUUCACCUUUUCAUACAACUCAGGUUCCAGGGUGUGUGACCAGCUUUUCUUCCUUAAUAAAUGAUGUCAGCCCUUCUGGACCUGUGUGCUCUGUCCUGUGUGUUCUCUGGAGAAUGGGGCCACCUGGUUUAAGGAAGGUUUUUACCUUCUAGGCCAGCUUUGCCAACCACCCGCCUCCCCCACGCAGCCGUGAGCCCCCCAGCUCACUUCUCAGGUCCAGGUUGGUGGCUGCCGUCUUCCUGGCCUGAUAGGUAGGCCCAUCAAGUGCCUGUUCCAUGAUAUUCUGUCACGCAGUCCUAUGACAUUAGGAUUUUAUAGAUGGGGGAAAACUAU